AUGUCGAAUGACAGCAACACGCAAUCACAUCCACAACAAUCGAGAACAACACUUCAACCAUGUUCUGAAAUUGAACUCUCCUCUCUGACCUUAGAAGAAAUAAUUCUUGCCAUUCAAAAGAUUGUAGAUGAUGCACAAAAGAAUCCUGUUAUUUUCUUUUCUUCACUUUCUUCCUCUUCUGCCAAGACUUGUCAACCCAUCACAAAACUCACAGAAUUUCUCCUAUUGCUAUUAAUAUUGCAAGUUGUUCCUUCAUACGUUAACAAGUGA
This is a messenger RNA of Naegleria fowleri, 270 nucleotides long. RefSeq lists its product as uncharacterized. Bases 1 to 270 code for a protein of 89 amino acids. The transcript has a single exon. The record is from RefSeq and is a predicted model, not a curated record. Lineage: Eukaryota; Heterolobosea; Eutetramitea; Acrasida; Naegleriidae.